Staurois parvus is the source of this 384-nucleotide messenger RNA. The record is from the annotation of a GenBank genome assembly. NCBI's taxonomy places the organism in Eukaryota, Metazoa, Chordata, Amphibia, Anura, Ranidae.
AUUGCCGGUCCGCUGUGUCCCUCGAACACAGCGGAUCAUGGAAAGAGCCAAAGAUGUCGGCUCGGUCAUGUGAUCAGCUGUGUCCAAUCACAGCUGAUCACUGAUGGUCAGUGUGCCCUGAUGAUCAGUAUGGUCCCAGAAGUGCCACCCAUCAGUGCCAGUGCCCAUCAGUGCCACAUCAAUGCCACAUAUCAGUGCAUACCAGUGCACAUCAAUGCCACAUAUCAGUGCCCAUCUGAGCUGCCUUUCAAUGUCACCCAUCAGUGCCAGUGUCAGUGUCACCAAUGCAGUGCCGCCUAUCAGUGCCAGUCAGUGCCGCCUAUCAGUGCCAGUCAGUGCUGCCUAUCAGUGUCAUGUAUCAGUGCUGCCUUUCAGUGCCCAUCA